CUUACCACAGAUCACUCGAGUUUGACAAAAAGGAUAUCUAAAGGACGUUUUCUAUAGGGUAAGUAGUAAAUUUAUGUUUUAAAAAUAGAACACUUACAAAAGGCAAAAUAAUUCUACGAAAAUUAAUGGCAAUUUAAAUCUUCAAAUAAUCUCUUGGUACUGAAAUUGCAGUCUUAAUCUUCGUAAAGCGGAAUGCAAUUAUAUUAUAAAACAAUGUCUUCUAACCUGAUAACCUAAUACUGAUAAAUUCUGCGUAGACGAGAAAAACAAGAUAAAACUUUUCAGAUACAGUAAGAUGACUAGUUUCCUGGCAAUCGUAGUUCAACGUUUAACAUAAGAAAUAACCACAGUGAAACAAUUUUUCCUAAUUUCCUUCUGUGGACAUUCUCUUUCAUGGCAAGAUCUUGCGCGCUUUUAACCACCAAAAUAACAUAGUUUUAAAAGUUGAAAUUGAGGAGAACAGAAGCUACUUAACUUGUAUUUUUCGAAAAGAGAGACUAUGCUUUUAAACAAACCAAGAGUUUGACUAGAUAGAUCGAUGGGAAGCAUUACCUUUGGAUUCUUUUUUUUUUUCAGGAAAUAUAAUGGAAAAACUACUGGCUGUUUUAUUCACUCUGGCUUUUGCAAUCAGUGCCUCUUCACUGCACGGUAAAUUAAAAGAUUGUAGAACGUCUUUAGGCAGAGAUGAGGGACCAAAACGAGGCCCUAGAAAUGACAGCGCUGAAAUUAUUUCCAUCAUUUCUCUGUUGUUGAAAAAGCCAAAAUUAGAAGCGGACGAAAGUUAGAAAUAUAUCCAACGAAUUAUCUACCAUCCCAUUCCAUAUUCAAUAAGUCAAAAAACAACAGCAGCUAGCAACAACAAAAACAAAGCAACAAAUAUUUAUAACAUUUCCUUAACUCAAUGUGUAAGUGCAACCUCUCGGUCAUAGUAUAUUUGCUCUCAUCUAAUCUUACAGAUGCCAGGCCGCGCAUGCGCGCAAGAUGGAGCGACUCCAGUGUUCUCAGGCCUGUAACUCGGGCUUGUCGGCUUUUUACCUACAAGAAAAAAAUUUCCGUGUACCCCAUAUGAUAAUGAGUUUUUAUUGACCAGCCUGUUCCGUAAUGAAGUGGUAAAUAACGGAUAUAUAUAUAUACUCCAUAGGUGCUAUAGUUCCUGAUAAACAACUAUAAGUCUGAAGAAAUAAAUCGCGCAGACUGAAUUUCGGGAGUGAAUAAAAACCCAAACAAAGCCAUUAUGCAGGAAUGCUUAAAACGAGUCACAAUUGACAUAACACUUAAUCCACUUAAGCAAUGCAUGCCAGCAAGAGAAGAAUAACGACGGUUGUCAUUGUCCCCUUCUAUGCAAAUCAGUAAUAACAUGCGUUUACAUAGGAAGCCGUCACUAUUAGUACUAAAACAAAUAAACUACUAAUUUCUUGACCCUUUUAUUAUUUUUUAAUUUUUUUUUUACAGUGAAACGCGACGCCUUUCCCUGCGGAACAAGCUGCAACCCCGUAUGUUCCCCAGCAUGUACGGCCACUUGUUGUGGCAGUCCGCCGCCGGCCCCGCCAAAUCCGCCAAUCCCCGCCGUUUCGCCUAUGCCAAAACCUGCCCCAUCUCCCAUCUACGGACUCCCUGGUCAUCCUGGAAACCAAGGACCACCAGGAGUAAUGGGACCAAUAGGAUGCCAAGGGGCUCCGGGUCUUCCAGGACCCCCAGGACCACCCGGACCACCAGGACCCUGUAUAAAAAGUUAA
This is a messenger RNA of Porites lobata, 1736 nucleotides long. The record is from the annotation of a GenBank genome assembly. Lineage: Eukaryota; Metazoa; Cnidaria; Anthozoa; Scleractinia; Poritidae.